Messenger RNA from Geodia barretti, 804 nucleotides. The record is from the annotation of a GenBank genome assembly. NCBI's taxonomy places the organism in Eukaryota, Metazoa, Porifera, Demospongiae, Tetractinellida, Geodiidae.
AUGAAGAUUGCCAGAUUCCGUUCAGGAAGUCGAACCGCACACGGUGUAGUUUUCGACGACGAAGUGGCCGAGAUUAGGGGAAGUAUAUACACCAGCUUCAGAAUUACAGACACACGACAUCCGCUUUCCGAAGUGAGAUUUUUGCCGCCCACAGACCCGGGGGAACUAUGGGGCCCGGGACUGAAUUUCGUAGACCACCUUGAAUACGCUGGCUCGGUUUUUGGGCAAGACGCAAUGCCGGUGCCGGAAAAACCCCAACCCUGGCGCAAGGGUCGCAACGCGCUGACCGGUGUGAACGACCCGAUAAUCAUUCCCAAGGACACUGCCGGAGAGGUGCACUAUGAAGGGGAAGCGGUGGCGGUGAUUGGGAAAGUCUGUCGCCGUAUUUCUGUGGAACGAGCUUCUCACUAUAUCCUGGGCUAUACCUGCGGGAACGACGUCAGUGAACGGUCCUGGCAGAAGGAUGACUGGACAUUCUGGCGAGCUAAGGGUGCCGAUACUUUUGCCCCGGUUGGGCCGUGGAUCGAAACUGAAGUGGACCCUCAACAACUGGACUUGCUGGUGCGCAUAAACGGUGAAGAAGUCCAGCGGUGCAACACCUCCGAUAUGCUGUUCAGCUUCGCAGAAAUAGUUAGCUACAUCAGCCAGCAGGUAACUUUGAAGCCAGGCGACCUGGUGUUUUCCGGAGCAACCGGAGUAACCCGUGCCAUUACGCCAGGAGACGUGGUGGAAGUUGAUAUACCCGGCGUCGGGGUCCUGAGUAACCCGGUUAUUGCCGAAUUCGAAGCAGGUCAGGGAAAAUAG